AUGGUGCUCAGAAUUGGUUACAUUCGUGAACACUUUUCCUCGCCGUUAUUGCAAUUUGCCGCAGCAGAUGGUGGAAGGACGAUCAAACUCGUCGAAUGUCCUGGGGGCACUGGACAGAUCAUCUCUGCCUUUAAAGACGGCUCCAUCGACAUUGGAAUCGCACUCACUGAAGCGUUAUUGGCGGGUAUCCAGCGUGGCGAAGGAAACUAUCGUCUAGUCGGAUCCUAUGUCACUACUCCGCUCAACUGGGCUGUGAUUGUGGGCAAAGACUCGGAAUACACAGAGAUUUCACAGUUGAGAGGGACGAAAAUUGGAAUCUCGCGAGUCGGGAGUGGAAGUCAAACGAUGGCGGCUGUCAUGGCCAUGCAACAAGAAUGGUACACGGAUCUCGAAAAGACCAAGGUGGAACUCUUUGAUUACCAAGUGAACAAUAACAUUGACGGCCUCAUUGCGUCUGUCAACGAUGGAAGUACGAGUGCAUUCAUGUGGGAAUGGUUUACGACAAAGCCAUAUGCGGAUAAAGGGCUUGUCAGAUUUAUCGGUUCAGUACCUACGCCAUGGCCUAGUUGGAUGAUCGCCGCUCAUGCAAGUGUCGAAUCCGAAGCCAUCGGUGCAUUUCUUACUUCUCUCGGUGCGCAUGUCCAUGCGUUCUCCCGAGGGUUGCACACUGCGCCACCCGUGGGUGUCGAGAUCAAUGGCCAAGCAGUGACCGAAAAGGCAAAGACAGUCAAAGGAAGCAAAGAAGAGGAAGAGAAUGUUCAAUAUCUGAUGAAUACGUUUGGCUACAAGGAGAUGGACGUGCGCGAGUGGAUGGACACUGUCGGUUAUCCACGAGAAGGCGACUUGGCUGUGCUCGACCUGGGCAUGAUCACACGCACUCUCAACAUACUCAAACAAGCCGGCGUUGUCCCAGAAGCUCACUAUGAUCCACUGGAUUUUCCGGCUGUUUGUGAUAUAUAUGAUCAGGCCUAUAAUCACCCAACCGUCGGUUCAUCUCCUCCUCCCCCCGUCCUUCUCCUCUCUCCCCCUUUUCAUUUCCCUCCUCCAGAUAUUCCCCGCCCAGAGAUCACUUUGCCCAUGGCAGAAACACCGAACAUCUCCCAUCACACGCUCGUGAGCGAGAAACUUGACGAUAAACCAAAGAGCCACAACGCCUCUCGGGUCUCGCAUGACGAGCACGACGCAUCAACGAGCAACGCCCUCCCAACCGCUGCUCCUUCUAUCAGAGAGUCGAGCAAAACAGCUUCAGUCAAGGAUAUCGAAAAGGGUGCAAACGGGGCAGAUAACGGUGGUACGAUGACGGACGUGUUAGAGGCUACGACCAAACCGGAUAAAUUCCUCCACGGCAAAAAACUCAUCGCAGUUCAUUCCGGUCUAAUGACGGCUGUUUUCCUUGUCGCACUCGACCAGUCCAUUGUCGCAACCGCCAUGCCAAAACUCGCCAGCCAGUUUAACGCGCUCAAGGAAGUCAGCUGGGUCGUCUCAUCCUACUUUCUCACCCAAGCCGGCCUCCUCCUCUUUUUCGGACGUGUCUUGCGCAUCGUUCCAUCCAAAUGGGUCUUCCUCUAUUCGAUUCCAGUCUUUGAAAUCGGUUCGCUCAUCUGCGCCGUCGCUCCCUCGAUGCCCGUCCUGAUCUUUGGGAGAGCGUUACAAGGCGUCGGUGGAAGUGGUGGCUUCAUCUCUGGGCUCACUUUGCUCGCGGAGAUUGCAGAGCUUCGUGUGCGGCCCAUCCUAAUGGCGACAUUCGGUGCUUGCUUUGGUUUCGCAGCAACAUUGGGACCAGUUAUCGGAGGCGAAUUCACGGACAAACUCACCUGGAGAUGGUGUUUUUGGAUCAAUCUUCCACUCGGUGCAUUUAGUGUUCUCAGCGUGUUCCUCUUGCUUCCCGUCCACCCACCAAUCGGAACCGUGGAAGGUGCACCCAAGAUACCUCUGCUCAAGCAGUGGCUCAGCCUCGACUGGAUUGGUGGCAUUCUCUCGCUGGGAAUGGUCACCACCCUUAUCAUGCCACUUCAAUGGGGAGGUCUUACCAAGCCGUGGAAUGAUAAACUCGUCAUCGCCCUCUUCGUGCUCUCGGGUGCUUUAUUUAUUAUCUUUGGACUGUGGGAGCAUUGGCUCGGCAAGGAAAGGGCCUUGAUGCCCAUUCACAUGCUGUUCAACCGCACGCAGUUGGCCGCAGGAUUUGCCAUGUUCUUCGUCAUGGCCACCCACCUCAACGCCAUUUACCACCUCCCCUUCUUCUACCAAGCCAAAGGCCGUAGCGCAUCCCAAUCCGGCGUGGACAUUCUACCCUAUGUCAUCUCCAUGGUAGUAGGCAGUCUUGGCUCUGGCGCUGUCGCCAAACGGACUGGACGGUAUUGGCCUUUCAUGAUCCUCGGCCCGCUCGUCGCCAUCGCCGCCUCUGCACUCCUCUAUACUAUCAAGUUUGACACUUCAAAUGCCAAACUCAUAGGGUAUCAAAUCUUCCUCGGACUCGGAAUCGGCUUCAUCUUCCAAUGUCCUCUCCUCGCAAUUCAGGCAGAGUGGGGACAUCGACCCGACAUUAUCCCACUCGCCACCUCGCUUCAAAUCUUCUUCCAGUAUCUUGGUGCUGUCUGUGGUACAUCGAUCACGGGUGCCCUCUUUGGCAACGAACUCCAUCACGGGUUGGAUAACUCGCAAAUUCCAAUCCCAUCGGAUGUCAUCGAUGCCGUCCGUGCUUCUGUGACCGUCGUGUUCAGCCUCCAGCCGGAGAUACAAAGACCCGUCAUAGACGCGUACAUCAAGGGUCUCGACGCGACGUUUUUGUUUGGGAUACCAGCAAUGGGACUUGCGCUCGUAUUCUCCCUCUUUGUGCGCAAUUGGAAUAUGAUUGAACGUGGCAAGUUGGCGAUGGAGGCAGAAGAGGCUGCCGAGGCUGCAGCUGCGGCAGCGGCCGUACCGGUUUCUCCUACUUCACCUACCUCGGAAAAGGGCAAAUCAAAAGAGGUUUCAGCCCCAGAGGAAAAGAGCGAAAAGGUAGAAGAAAAGGUGUAG
This is a messenger RNA of Serendipita indica DSM 11827, 3015 nucleotides long. NCBI's taxonomy places the organism in Eukaryota, Fungi, Basidiomycota, Agaricomycetes, Sebacinales, Serendipitaceae. The record is from the annotation of a GenBank genome assembly.